This is a messenger RNA of Candidula unifasciata, 1314 nucleotides long. The record is from the annotation of a GenBank genome assembly. NCBI's taxonomy places the organism in Eukaryota, Metazoa, Mollusca, Gastropoda, Stylommatophora, Geomitridae.
AUGCAACGACUGUAUGAAAAUGUAGAACCUUCAGUCAUAGAUUCAGAUAUGUUGUAUGAAGCAGUUGAACAACAAGGACCUCAAGAUGAAGCUAAAAAAAUUGCAAAGCGAGAAGGGAUUAAAUUUAAAAAUGUUCUUUCACUUAGGCUGGACUUUAGAAAUAUUCUGCUAAUUGAUAACCUGUGGGAGUUCAAAUCACUGACCAAACUGCAACUUGACAAUAACAUUAUAGAGAAAAUUGAAGGACUGGAAGGUUUAGUCAAUCUUGUUUGGUUAGAUUUGUCAUUUAACAACAUCGAGGUCAUUGAAGGCCUAAGCACACUGACUAAGCUAAAAGAUUUAACUUUAUACCACAAUCGAAUCAGCAAAAUUGAGAAUCUCGAUGCUCAGAAAGAGCUGCAGAUUUUUUCCAUUGGAAAUAAUGAGAUCAAAGAUGCCAAAGACAUUAUCUACUUGCGCCAGUUCCCAAAGCUGAAAACAUUAAAUUUUGGAAUCAACCCAGUCUGUGCUCAAGAAAAUUUCCGCUGGUAUCUCCUAGCUUUCCUUCCCAAGUUGGAAUUUUUAGAUUACCAACUAUUGGAUUCACGACUGAAAUCAAAAGCGCGCGAGAUAUUUGCAGACGAGGUUAAGGAGCAGGAGGAGCUGGACAGAGCAGCCAAAAAGAUCGAAGAUGUUAAUCUUCUAAUGGAAAAAGAACUUAAACUUCACAAGGAAGCAUUUGUGGAAUAUUUAAAUACAGACAGGCUCUUUUUAGAGAUGUACGCUGACGAUCUUGAUGGACAGAAACUGAAUGAGAUGCCUGGGGCUGAUGAAAUUGUAGAGAAAUUAUUGGAAGUGUGCAAUAGGUUAUUUGAGUUUGGCUUGGAAGAACGUGAAAAAAGGAAAGAGGAAGAGCAGAUGUUCUGGGAUUGUGUCAAUGAGGCCAAAGCUGAAAAUAAACAAAUGGCAAUGGAUGCCAUCUAUGAAUAUUCAAAGGAGAAACAAAAACUAUUUGUUGGAUUGCAAGCCCUGACUGAUGCAAAGCUGAUGGACAAGAAACUCAAAGACUUCUACAUUAACAUUACAGAUCUGUCUGACAAACUCAUGACUCUGGAGUUGCAGCUGGUGGACCAGCUUGAGGAAGUCAUCAAAGACUUUGAGCGCAGCAUGCUGGAACUUGUGGGCAACUUUCUGGAAACCAUGCACUCCUGCCUGACAGAGAUGAGGGAGACUGAAAACUCACUCAAUGAGAAAAUGACAGAAUGUGCUUCUCUUGCCCUUGACAAGGCAGCAAAGAACGAACUAGACGAAGAUGUAACAGAAGAACUGAAAAUU